CCUCCCAAAGUGCUGGAAUUACAGACAUGCACCACCGCACCCAGCCCAGUUUUAAUUUUUAAAUGCUAAAUGUUGAUAGAUAUAACCCACAUAAAUAAAAACUCUCUGGGUUCUCAAUUAUUUUCAAGAGUAUAAGGAGGUAAAGAGACUAAAACAUCUGAGAAUUGCUACUCUAAGAUAGCCAAAUCUAUCCUGGGAGGAAAAGGCUAAGGUUUUAAAGCAUUAGUUAUUUUCAAAUUAUACUUUUAGACAUGAAACACACUGUGUGCAUGCGCACACGCACGCGCACACAUACACACACACACACACACACGUAGGGAAAUCAGUGAGAAUCAUAGAGUCAGGACCUCUGAAAAUCCCUUCCUCCCUGAAAGCAAUAAACACUGACAAAAACUGCCAGAAUCAACGUUGUAAGAACUCUGUAAAUUAACCAAAGGCUUGCAGCAAUCAGAGUGAAUUUUAUUCAAGAAAAAUGGCUGAACUCAAUAAGAACAGUGUUUUAUAGGCAUUUUAACAUGUUCUAUUAUACCACCAUCACUCCACCACAGCCCUACAGUAGACUAGAAAGCAGCCCAUGAUCACAGUGAAAAACAGCUCCUAACAGUCACUGGAGGGACUAGAAAAGGGUUAGAGCUCCUUCAAAACCCUAUUCCCAGAGAAUUGUCAUUACUAGACCUGCCUGGUGGUUGGUUCCUUGUGUAAGGGAGGGGAAAAUCUGCUUCUCUCUACCCCUCAAGGUUAUUUGGCUGGGCUGCAAAUUAAAUCUAUCUAAAACAGAUUAACAGGAGAAAAACCAUUUUAAUUACAUGUGUAUGCACAAGAGUCCCUCAAAUCUCAAAAUAUGAGACUCAAAGAAGGGCCGGAUGAUUGAAGCUUAUACAGCAUCCUGAGCUACAGAAAGGAGGGGACAGGGUUUCUGCAAAACGAUGGAGACAAAUUAUGGGAAGGUGAGAGAAGGAAAUGUAUGGUGAGUAAAGGUUGUCUUGUUACAAAUAAAAGUCCCUCAAGCGGCCAGGCGCAGUGGCUCACACCUGUAAUCCCAGCUCUUUGGGAGGAUCCUGUCUCGAUAAAUAAAUAAAUAACCAAUACGUGAAGGAAAGUAACAUCUCAAUAGUGCCUGUCUAGAAAGCAAGGAGGGGCUCCUGAAGGAAGCUGACUUAUUCCUGAUGUGACUCUUCAGAAAGCAGAGAAAGGGAAGACAGACGAAUCGCCAAAGGCCAGACCCCUUCCCACUUUAUGGCACAUUUCCGUCCUUCCUACUCACCUCCCCUUAUUCUCACUCCUGAUUCUCCCCAUUUUCCAUAUUGUAUUUAUUAGUUUGGAGGGAUUUAAACAUCAACUCCAAUGGUUCAAUUUUUUUGUUUCUUUAUUUUGUAAACCCUUUCUCAUAAUACCUUGUGCUUAUCUCCCUCCUUCUCUCUUUCAGAAAGAGUCAAAACUUUCUGACCGGGUUGGACUUGGAGCCACUGUUUUUUGCUGCAGGAGGGAAGGAUGAAUUGGAGCACAGAUGCACAGGCACAGAAGGCCCUGAGUGGUCUCCAACCCCCAUACCGCUGUGUAAUUACGGGGAGAAUACUUCCUCAGAGUUUCUCAUUGACUUUUCGAGGCUGAAGCUCCUGAAGGGCUCACACCAGUUAUCUUGCUGCCCCAGAAAGAUCGGAGAUGGCAGUUUUCCCAAACUGCGGCUUCCCCAGAUGUCUGCUCACCCUCAUUCUCCUCCAGCUGCCCCAGCUGGAUUCAGUUCCAGUUGAUGUGACUGGACCCCCGGAGCCCGUCCUUGCUGUGGUGGGUGAGGACGCCGAGCUGCCCUGCCGCCUGUCCCCGAACGCGAGCGCCGAGUCCCUGGAGGUGCGCUGGUUCCGGAGGACGGUGUCGCCGGCCGUGCUGGUGCACAGGGACGGGCGCGAGCAGGAGGCCGAGCAGAUGCCCGAGUACCGCGGGCGCGCCGCGCUGGUCCAGGACGGCCUCACCGAGGGGCGUUUGGCCUUGCGGAUCCGCAGCAUCCGGGCCUCCGACGACGGGGAGUACACGUGCUUUUUCAGGGAGGAUGGAAGCUACCAAGAAGCCCUGGUGCGUCUGCAGGUGGCUGCUCUGGGCUCUGACCCUCACAUCACUAUGCAAGUUCAAGAGAAUGGAGAAAUUCAGCUGGAGUGCACCUCGGUGGGAUGGUACCCAGAGCCCCAGGUGCAGUGGAGAACUUCCAAGGGAGAGAAGUUUCCAUCUACAUCAGAGUCCAGGAAUCCUGAUGAAGAAGGUUUGUUCACUGUGGCUGCUUCAGUGAUCAUCAGAGACACUUCCGUGAAUAAUGUGUCCUGCUACAUCCAGAAUCUCCUUCUCGGCCAGGAGAAGGAAGUAGAGAUAUCCAUACCAGCUUCCUCCCUCCCAAGGCUGACUCCCUGGAUAGUGGCUGUGGCUGUUAUCCUGAUGAUUCUAGGACUUCUCACCAUUGGGUCCAUAUUUUUCACUUGGAGACUAUACAAGGAAAGAUCCAGAGAGAAGAAGAAUGAAUUCAGCUCUAAAGAGAAACUCUUGGAAGAACUCAAAUGGAAAAAGGCUACAUUGCAUGCAGUGGACGUGACUCUGGACCCAGACACAGCCCAUCCCCACCUCUUUAUUUAUGAGGAUUCAAAAUCUGUUCAACUGGAAGAUUCACAUCAGAAACUGCCUGAGAAACCAGAGAGAUUUGACUCCUGGCCCUGUGUGUUGGGCCGUGAGGCCUUCACAUCGGGAAGGCAUUACUGGGAGGUGGAGGUGGGAGACAGGACUGACUGGGCCAUCGGUGUGUGCAGGGAGAACGUGGUGAAGAAAGGCUUCGACCCCAUGACUCCUGAGAAUGGGUUCUGGGCUGUGGAGUUGUAUGGAAAUGGGUACUGGGCCCUCACCCCUCUUCGGACCCCUCUGCCACUGGCAGGCCGCCCCCGCCGGGUUGGGAUUUUCCUGGACUAUGAAUCAGGAGACAUCUCCUUCUACAGUAUGAAUAAUGGCUCCCAUAUCUACACUUUCGACAACACCUCUUUCUGUGGCCCGCUCCGGCCCUUCUUUUGCCUGUGGUCCUGUGGUAAAAAGCCCCUGACCAUCUGCCCAGUUGCUGAUGGGCCUGAAGGGGACACAGUCAUUGCUAAUGUCCCGAACCUUUCUAAGGAGAUCCCAUUGCCCUCCAUGGGGGAGGACUCUGCCUCCAGGGAUGCAGACACUCUCCAUUCUAAGCUCAUCCCUACCCAGCCCAGCCAAGGAGUGUCUUAAAAAAAAAUCCCAGCUCAUCUGUUUUCCUUUGCUCUAACCCCUCUCCUCCGUAGUCUUCUGAAGCUUCACCUGCCAGCUUCACCCAGCCUGCUUCUUCCUAUUGGGUGGUGAUUAAUUAAUCCUGUGAAGGUUGCCUUGCUGCUGCUAGAGAGGAUGAGGAUUGCACCUUCCUAAUCUGUUUCUGUACCAAUAUUUGGGGGAUGAAGGGGUAGGUAACUCAAAGUGCUUCUAGUGUUCUCCUCAUCCCUUAAGGCUAGAACCUAUAUUAAACUACUUGGAGCAAACUCAAAGGACAGCUUAGGGAUCCAGAUGGGGUCAGGUUAGCCUGGGGUUGUGGUUGAAAUGUCUUGGUAUCCCAGAUAAGGAUAUGUGGAAAGACAGGCUUUAGGCAAGUGGAAAACUCAAAAUGUGCAGCGGAAGGACAGUCUCAGGCUGAAGUCCCAUAAAGGACCUUGGAGGAAACUUGAUGCAGGGAAGUGAUGUACAUGAUGAACACACAGCCAUGGAGUUUUUACAGCCUAUAUCUCAAAUUUUCUAAGCCAUAUCCUAUAGGAUAGAGGAGACUGGCCCUACUUCUAUGGGUGCUAAGCUGUGGAAAAGUGGGAGCAGAGAGGAACUGAGACGAGCAGGGAUGGUCAGGCAGAAAGUGUGAUAGACGAAUUUUUGACAAAACUCAAAAGCUGUUUGCACAGCUGUCCCUUGUGUCCUUUUCCUUUCUCUGCACCCUCCUGUUGCUCCCUUGCCUGGAGGUCAUUCCACCCUCAGUUUGUUGACUCCACAAGUUUCCAGUUGCCCUCUUCUUCUUGAUAUAGAUCUCUCCAUUUCAAAAGCAUUCCUAGGAAUCAUUCUUCAGUGACACCACCACUUGAUCAGCCACCAUCUCAGCCUUAUGCCUCCUCAGCCUUCAUCCCAAUGCCCGAACCCCUUACACACACCUUCGUUUAGCUUCAACCGCCUCCAGUUCCACUCUAUGCCACCUUUCACCCCAUCUGGCUCUCCUACAUGCUGCCUCUCCUCGGGGUCCCUUAAUGCUACAUCAUUGUGCUCAGCACAGCUGGACCAAUUGCACCUCUGUAUUUGCCCCUGAGCAUGUUCCUGAAUACAUGUGGCUUGUCUUGCCAGUGGACUCUAGGCUCACACCUUCCGUUUCCAUCACAUUCUCCAGUCUCCAGGGUAGAUAUUGCUCAUGGUCUUUACCUAAUAAAUAAGUCUGUCUGAUUGCUGAAA
Molecule: messenger RNA, 4470 nt
Organism: Sapajus apella (tufted capuchin)
Lineage: Eukaryota; Metazoa; Chordata; Mammalia; Primates; Cebidae
Gene: BTN1A1
Product: butyrophilin subfamily 1 member A1
Exons: 8
Coding region: 1663-3243 (526 amino acids)
Biological process (GO): T cell receptor signaling pathway; regulation of cytokine production
Cellular component (GO): external side of plasma membrane
Molecular function (GO): signaling receptor binding
Source: RefSeq, a predicted model, not a curated record